AUGUCUUUAAAGGCUUGCCAUGGGUGUACAUCUUUAUCCAAAUGUGAUUGCAGUGGAGUAAAAGGUGAAAAGGGUGAAAGGGGAUUCCCAGGCUUGGAAGGACAACCAGGUUUGCCUGGAUUUCCGGGACCAGAAGGACCGCCUGGUCCAAGAGGCUCGAAGGGUGAUGAUGGACUUCCAGGGCCUAUUGGACCCAAAGGAAUCAGAGGACCGCCAGGGCUUCCAGGAUUUCCAGGAACACCAGGACUUCCUGGAUUACCGGGACAAGAUGGGCCACCAGGACCUCAGGGUAUCCCAGGAUGCAAUGGAACAAAGGGAGAGCGUGGAUUCCCAGGCAGUCCAGGUUUUCCUGGUUUACAAGGGCCUCCUGGACCCCCUGGUCUGCCAGGUAUGAAGGGUGAAGCAGGUGAAAUAAUUACAUCCUUGCUGCCAGGACAGAAGGGCGACCCAGGAUUUCCAGGUCUUCCGGGGAUACCUGGCCCACCCGGCUCCAUGGGAGUACCAGGUCCAAUUGGCCCUCCAGGGCCCCCAGGUUUGACAGGACCUCCUGGUCCACCAGGGCUGCCAGGACCUAAGGGUAAUAUGGGCUUGAAUUUCCAAGGACCCAAAGGUGAAAAAGGUGAACAAGGUCUUCAGGGACCUCCAGGGCCACCAGGACAAAUUGGAGAACAGAAGAGACCGAAUGACAUUGAGUUUCAGAAAGGAGAUCAGGGUAUUCCAGGUGAUCCAGGCCCACCAGGACUUCCUGGGCCACAAGGUCCUCCUGGUCUUCCCGGUGGCGUAAAAGGUGAAAAAGGUGAGCAAGGAGAACCAGGCAAAAGAGGAAAGCCUGGCAAAGAUGGAGAACCUGGUCAGCCUGGUAGGGAUGGUUUACCUGGUGGGCCUGGAAUAAGUGGUGCUCCAGGAAGAGAAGGCGAAAAGGGUGAAAAAGGUGACACUGGUCCCCCUGGUCCUCCUGGAAUUGUCAUUUCAAGACCAGGCAUUGAUCCAGCAGUGGGACCAAAAGGUAGCAAAGGAUUGCCAGGACUUCCAGGAGCCAAAGGGGAGCGUGGAUUCUCUGGUAGGCCGGGACCGCCUGGCUUGCCAGGUUCUCCAGGAAUCACUGCUGUUGGACCUCCUGGCCCACCUGGCUUACCUGGUGAGAGGGGACAGAAGGGAGAUCCAGGUUUACCUGGUGUUUCUAUUCCUGGGCAGCCAGGACUUGAUGGACCACGAGGACCUCCAGGACCACCAGGUCCCCCAGGGCCACCUGCACCAUCUGUUCCUCCUGGUGAAGAGUUAUGUGAACAGGGACCGCCAGGUCCUCCAGGAAUUCCAGGAGAACAAGGCUUUACAGGGGAGCGAGGCCAAAAAGGUGAUCAAGGAGACACAUGCUUCAACUGCAUAGGAACUGGAAUAACUGGGCCUCCUGGGGAGAGAGGACCACCAGGACCUCCAGGUAGUCCAGGUUCUCCUGGUUUUCCUGGACCAAAAGGUGAAAAGGGGCUUCCUGGAUUAACUGGCCUUGUAGGGCCACCAGGAUUCCCAGGAUCCCCAGGUCCUCCUGGGAGACCUGGUCCUAAAGGAGACCCAGGGGAUGUCCUGACUUCUCCAAGAAUGAAAGGUGACAAAGGAGACCCUGGCUUCCCAGGACCUCCAGGUCUUCCUGGCAUAGAUGGCACUCCUGGUCGAGAUGGACUCCCAGGUCUACCUGGCCCUAAAGGGGAGCCUGGCAGUGUUGCAUUCAAAGGAGAAACGGGUAUUCCAGGUGAUCCAGGAAUACCAGGUCUUCCUGGAGACAAAGGACUUCCUGGACCUCCUGGUUUUGGUCCACAAGGUUUACCUGGUGAAAAGGGCAUCCAAGGUGUAUCAGGCCGUCCAGGGCCUCCUGGAGUUCCUGGUCCAAAAGGUGACCCUGGCCAGACUAUUACAGAACCAGGAGUUCCUGGCCCCCCUGGUCCUCCAGGAAGAAAUGGUGACCCAGGUCUUCCAGGAGAUCCUGGUCAGCCAGGUCAGCGUGGCUUACCAGGGAUCCCAGGUGCAAAGGGAGAGCCAGGUAUUCCUGGCAUUGGACUUCCAGGUCCACCAGGCCCAAAGGGUUUCCCAGGGACUCCAGGCGCCCCCGGAGCUCCAGGAACUCCAGGUCGCCCUGGUCUAGAUGGACCUCCCGGACCACCUGGUUUCCCAGGACCGAAGGGGGAUCGUGGAUUUGGAGUUCCAGGACCACCUGGACCCCCAGGACCACCAGGCACAAAAGGAGUUCAAGGACCUAAAGGUGAUCCUGGCUUCCCAGGAAACCCUGGUCUCCCAGGACGGGCAGGUUUUGAUGGAACCCCAGGGCCCAAAGGUGACCCUGGACCGAGUGGACCACCAGGACUCCCAGGCCCACCAGGCAUCCCUGGCAUUGGUGGUCAAGGUCCACCUGGAUCUCCAGGACCUCCAGGUCCUGUUGGUCCCCCAGGGUUGCAGGGCAUUCCAGGGGAGAAAGGGGAUCCAGGUCCUCCAGGCUUCGACGUUCCUGGUCCUCCAGGUGACCGAGGAACCCCAGGAUAUCCAGGACCCCCGGGUCUCCCAGGGCCUCAGGGUUCACCUGGACCACCUGGCCGGGAUGGAAUACCUGGAUUUCCAGGUGCCAAAGGCGAGAUGGGCGUCAUGGGAGCCCCUGGUCCUCCAGGGCCUCCAGGAACUCCUGGAAGAAAUGGCCUGCCUGGCUUGAAAGGUAACAAUGGAUUACCUGGUCCGCCCGGGCCUCCUGGACUGGUAGGACAGAAAGGCAUCAAAGGUGAAGCAGGCCUGCCAGGUCCACCUGGAAAAAUUGAUCCGAAACAGCUAGGAGCAAAAGGAGAAAAAGGCGAGCCAGGUGUUCCAGGUAUUCCUGGUUUGUCAGGACAGAAAGGUUAUCAAGGUCUCCCAGGUGACCCAGGCCCCCCAGGACUUAGUGGCCCACCGGGUGUGCCAGGAUUGCCAGGCAUCAAGGGAGACACGGGGCUUCCUGGGCAGCCAGGACCAACAGGACCUCCAGGGUUAAAAGGUGCCAUGGGAGAGAUGGGCCUUCCAGGUCCCCCAGGGAUUAAAGGCAGCCAAGGAAUAGCAGGACGUCCAGGACAGCCUGGGCCUGCAGGAUUUCCUGGAUUGAAAGGGGAGAAAGGUGACCCUGGUCUUCCAAGCAUUGGUAUUCCUGGUCUUCCUGGACCAAAGGGUGAUCUUGGUUUGCCUGGAUACCCAGGUAGUCCAGGCAGUAAAGGUAUAGCUGGAAAUCCUGGUUUGCCUGGAUUUCCAGGCAGUCCAGGUGCAAAAGGAGAACCAGGCCUUCCUGGAUUCCCAGGAACGCCAGGAAUUCCAGGACCAAAAGGUAUCGAGGGGCCUCCAGGUAAUCCUGGCCUGCCUGGACCACCUGGGCCAGUAGGUGAUAUUGGCCGCCCUGGCCCUCCUGGUCCUUCAGGGGAGAAGGGACAGCCUGGUCGAGACGGUAUCCCUGGACCAGCUGGUCAGAAGGGCGAACCAGGUCUACCAGGUUUUGGGCGCCCAGGACCUCCAGGACUCCCAGGACUGUCAGGACAAAAAGGAGAAUUGGGGUUACCUGGCCCACCAGGGCCCCCUGGACUUCCAGGUCUGAAGGGAGAACCAGGUUUCCAGGGAUUCCCUGGUCUACAGGGUCCACCGGGUCCACCAGGAUUACCAGGGCCACCUCUGGAAGGUCCUAAAGGUAUCCCUGGCCCACCAGGUGUUCCAGGAAGGCCAGGUCCCUCAGGUCGUCCAGGUCCACCAGGCCCAGAAGGUCCACGAGGGCCACCAGGCAGUGGAGGACUUAAAGGGGAAAAAGGGAACCCAGGUCAACCUGGCCCACCUGGCUUGACUGGCCAAAAGGGAGAUCAAGGACCACCUGGACGCCAGGGGGAUCCUGGUCGUCCAGGCCUGAAUGGAAUGAAGGGCGAUCCCGGGGUUCCAGGCGUUCCAGGAUUCCCAGGUAUGAAGGGUCCCACUGGGCCUGCAGGACCCCCUGGCCUCACAGGCAGCCAAGGACUUCCAGGCCCACCAGGUCCACCAGGUUUACCAGGUACCAUUGGACGAAGUAUUGUUGUCAAAGGUGACCCUGGUCCCCCGGGUCCUCCAGGACAGCCUGGGUCAAAAGGGCCACCUGGAUUGCCAGGGCCACAGGGACUGCCAGGUCCAAUUGGUCUUCCUGGUGACCCAGGGCGAGAUGGACUACCUGGUUUUGAUGGUCCAGCAGGACGUAAAGGAGAGAGAGGUCUUCCGGGCCAACCAGGUUCACGAGGAAUACAGGGGCCUCCUGGUCCCGAUGGCUUACAAGGCCCACCCGGUCCUCCUGGAACAGCUUCUGUUGCUCAUGGAUUCCUUAUAACUCGGCACAGCCAGACCAGGGAUACACCACUAUGUCCACAAGGAACAUCAAGAAUAUAUGAUGGAUUCUCUCUUCUAUAUGUUCAAGGAAAUGAAAGAGCACAUGGCCAAGAUUUGGGUACUGCUGGGAGCUGUCUUAGACGUUUCAGCACCAUGCCCUUCAUGUUCUGCAACAUCAACAAUGUUUGUAAUUUUGCCUCAAGGAAUGAUUAUUCCUACUGGCUGUCAACUCCAGAGCCAAUGCCGAUGAGCAUGGAGCCACUGACUGGGCAAAGCAUCCAGCCAUUCAUUAGCCGAUGUGUUGUGUGUGAAGCUCCUGCUAUGGUGAUAGCUGUCCACAGUCAGACCAUUCAGAUUCCUUCGUGUCCUCCAGGCUGGGACUCCCUUUGGAUUGGUUACUCUUUCAUGAUGCACACUAGCGCUGGAGCAGAGGGCUCCGGACAGGCCUUGGCAUCACCUGGAUCCUGUUUAGAAGAAUUCCGCUCAGCUCCGUUUAUUGAAUGCCAUGGUCGUGGCACUUGUAAUUACUAUGCCAAUUCAUAUAGUUUCUGGCUGGCAACUGUAGAGGUGUCAGAAAUGUUCAGUAAACCUCAGUCAGAGACACUGAAAGCUGGAGACUUGAGGACGCGUAUUAGUCGUUGUCAAGUUUGCAUGAAGAAGACGUAACGUCUUGGAGAAUGUUUUAUAAAACAUUUGAAAAUUCCUAAGAUGCACUGUCUUCCAGCUGCAACAAUGGUGCUACUGUGCAGAAAGAAAAGAAGAAAACAAAUCCAAACUGUUUUAACGAUGCAAAUUCAAGUGUACCUCACUCAUGUGCCAAACUAAGGGUUCUUUGGUACAUAUUUGACAACCAGACUAAGAUGAAAGAAUUCACCUCUUGGAAACAGAGAAGAACACUUGAGGUUCACAAAGGAUCAGAAGAUGAAUUUUUUUCAUUUCUCUCCCUGUACCAGAACGGCACCUUUUUGAUCAACCAAGAGAAUAAAGAAAAACACGACGCACUGAGUAUGUUUAAAGUAACAAGACUGCAGUUUUGAAAAACAUUUUUCAUGGUGCUACUAACCCUACUGCAUCCCAGGUUUUUAAUAUGAAAUUUUAAGCUUAUUUCUCUUUGUAAGUAAUGAAAUGUGUAUAUUGUGUAAACACCUUUUUAGCUGAAAUUUUCAGUCAUUUAGAAACAAACCAGACUGUUAUAAAAAUGCUUAUGUCUAAAAUGAAACGUACGGCAGUAUUUUAUUAUGAAACUUGUGGUACAGAGAGAAUUUACCCCUCUUAUGCCAACUUAUUCAUUUAAUAUUUCAUUUCCUUCCUCAGUUGCCAACCUGAUAUAUUUGGGGAAUGCACAAUUAUUCUGAAGUCAUUUUGAUCAGGGUUUUAAAUGUUGCACACCAUGCUAUCAGUGGGUUUAUUUUUGCUUAGAAAUACCAAUCCACUUGAAAAGAGGUUUUUUUGUAUCUUGUGAAAACAUGUGAAAUUAUUAGCCAUAUUCUAUACCAUUCUUUUCUGAAUAAAAGUGUCAUUCACAUUUUAGUAAUCGGUUUGGUUUAACAAAACCUGUUCCUUGGGAAUAUCCAGUUACCAAAGCAU
Molecule: messenger RNA, 5928 nt
Organism: Charadrius vociferus (killdeer)
Lineage: Eukaryota; Metazoa; Chordata; Aves; Charadriiformes; Charadriidae
Gene: COL4A5
Product: collagen, type IV, alpha 5
Exons: 52
Coding region: 1-5007 (1668 amino acids)
Cellular component (GO): basement membrane; collagen trimer
Molecular function (GO): extracellular matrix structural constituent
Source: RefSeq, a predicted model, not a curated record